AUGUUUGCAUUUAGACAAUCAUUAUGUUUGGUCAAUAGACAAGCUAUUAGAUCAAUUGCUUCAUCUACAUCAUCAACAGCAGCAGCAUUUUCAUCAUCCUCUUCAUCUGGUAUCAUUUUCAAUAAUAAGAUCAACUACAACUACAACACUUACAAUACAUCUGCAUUGACACAAACACUUAAACAACACUUGUUCAAUCAAUCAAAGUCAAAUACUUUAUCAUUCAACUUUAACAUUGAACCAUUAAAUAUUAAUAAUAAUAACAAUAUCAUCGAAAUUGAAGAACCAACUAAUAACAGUAUCAUCAAUGAAGAUGAAAUCAACAAUGUAAACAUUAUUAAAAAUAGAAAUAGCAACAAGACAGCUGUCCCAUUGCAAAUGUCGAGUAUCAUGAAAAAGAGAGAGAUUAUGAUGAAGAAUCACAAGAGAAGAAAAUUAAGAAGAAAAUUGAGAUCAUUAAAGAAGAGACUUGGAAAGAUUUAA
Cavenderia fasciculata is the source of this 483-nucleotide messenger RNA. RefSeq lists its product as uncharacterized. The transcript has 2 exons. NCBI's taxonomy places the organism in Eukaryota, Evosea, Eumycetozoa, Acytosteliales, Cavenderiaceae. The record is from RefSeq and is a predicted model, not a curated record. Bases 1 to 483 code for a protein of 160 amino acids.